Messenger RNA from Arabis nemorensis, 2874 nucleotides. Lineage: Eukaryota; Viridiplantae; Streptophyta; Magnoliopsida; Brassicales; Brassicaceae. The record is from the annotation of a GenBank genome assembly.
AUGUCUACUUCUCAUUACCUUCAUCAUUACACUCCACAUCUCAUUACCACACUCUUCUUCUUGUUUCUUAACUUUUCUUACCUCCACGCAAAUGAACUUGAGACUCUCUUAUCAUUCAAAUCCUCAGUUCAAGACCCUCUAAGACACCUCUCUUCUUGGUCUUACUCUUCCACUAAUGAUGUGUGCCUUUGGAACGGCGUCGUUUGCAACAACUUAUCUCGUGUCGUCUCUCUCGAUCUCUCCGGAAAGAACAUCUCCGGCAAGAUCCUCACUUCCGCUUCUUUCCGGCUACCUUUUCUACGAACCAUCAACCUCUCCAAUAACAGCUUUUCCGGACCAAUCCCUCACGACAUUUUCACCACUUCAUCUCCUUCUCUUCGUUACCUCAACCUAAGCAAUAACAACUUCUCUAGCUCAAUCCCUCGAGGCUUUCUUCCAAAUCUUUACACGUUAGAUCUUUCCAACAACAUGUUCUCCGGUGAAAUAUCCCAUGACAUGGGAUUUUUCUCUAACCUUAGAGUCCUCGAUCUCGGUGGGAACGUUUUAACCGGCCAUGUACCGGCCUCUCUUGGAAACCUGUCCAAAUUAGAGUUCUUAACGUUGGCCUCAAACCAGAUAACCGGAGGUGUACCGGCGGAAUUAGGGCUGAUGAAAAAUUUGAAAUGGAUAUACUUGGGAUACAACAAUCUCUCCGGCGAAAUUCCUUACGAACUCGGUGACUUAACCUCUCUCAACCACCUUGAUCUCGUCUACAACAAUCUCUCCGGACCCAUACCUCCUUCACUAGGAAACUUGAAGGAGCUUCAACACAUGUUUCUAUACCAGAACAAGCUCUCCGGUCAGAUCCCACCUUCCAUUUUCUCCCUCCAAAACCUUAUCUCUCUCGACUUUAGUGAUAACUCGCUAUCCGGAGAGAUCCCUGAGCUCGUGGCUCAGUUGCAAAGCUUGGAGAUUCUCCAUCUCUUCUCUAAUAACCUAUCCGGAAAGAUUCCACAAGGUGUAACGUCUUUGUCACGUCUACAAGUUCUUCAGCUGUGGUCCAACAGAUUUUCCGGCGAGAUUCCAGCGAAUCUUGGGAAACAUAACAACCUCACUGUUCUUGAUCUUUCUACCAACAACCUCACAGGAAAACUCCCUGACACUCUCUGUGACUCUGGUCACCUCACCAAACUCAUCCUUUUCUCUAACUCUCUCCACGGUGUAAUCCCACCGAGUUUGGGCGCGUGUGAGAGCAUAGAGCGCGUGAGACUUCAAAACAAUGGCUUCUCAGGCGAGUUACCACGAGGGUUCACUGAGUUGCAACUCGUUAAUUUCGUGGACUUAUCAAACAACAACCUCAGAGGGAACACGGGUACAUGGGAUAUGCCACAGCUUGAGAUGUUAAAGUUGGAAAAGAAUAACCUUUCCGGUGAAUUACCGGAUCUUUCUAGAAGCAAGAGACUCAAGAAGCUCGAUUUAUCAGGGAACAAGUUCUCUGGAGUGGUUCCCCUUGGACUCACGACGUUCCAAGAGCUUAUGGAUUUGGAUUUAAGUGAGAACGAGAUCACGGGAGUUAUCCCAAGUGAGUUGUCUUCUUGCAAAAACCUAGUGAAUCUUGACUUGAGCCACAACAAUCUUACCGGAGAGAUCCCUUCGAGUUUCUCGGAGUUCCUGGUUCUCAGCGAUCUUGAUCUGUCUUGCAACCGAUUAUCCGGUGAAAUUCCAAAGAAUUUAGGGAACAUCGAGUCUCUUGUUCAAGUCAACAUCUCUCAUAAUCUUCUUCAUGGAAGCUUACCAUCAACGGGAGCUUUUCUUGCCAUAAACGCAACAGCAGUCGCCGGUAAUAACGAUCUAUGCGGCGCAAAUAACUUCGCUGGUUUACGUCCUUGCAAGGUUGUAAGAAAGAGAAGUUGGUGGUUUGUCGUCACUUCAACCUUUGUAGCUUUCUUGGCCGUUCUCGUCUCCGCUUUCUUUAUCGCUCUCGUCUUUCGAAGGACGCAUAACGUUUUAGAGGUCAAGAGAAUGGAACAAGAAGAUGGUACAAAGUGGGAAAUUCAAUUCUUCGAUUCAAGAUUCAUGAAGUCCCUUACGGUGAAUGCGAUUCUAUCAUCUCUCAAGGAACAAAGCAUUCUUGCGGAUAAAAACGGCGUCCAGUUCGUUGUUAAGGAAGUCAAGAAGUAUGUUUCUCUUCCCGAGAUAUCCGAACAUAGGAAACUUCCGGAGCACAGGAACAUUCUUAAGCUGGUGGCGACAUGCUGGUCCGAAAAAGUGGCCUACUUGAUACACGAGGACGUCCAAGGGAAACCACUGAGCCAGAGUUUGAAUGGUUUGAGUUGGGAGAGACGGAGGAAGAUUAUGAUGGGAACUGCAGAAGCUCUUCGAUUUUUACAUUUCCGGUGUUCUCCGGCGGUUUUUGCCGGUGAUUUAUCGCCGGAGAGUAUCGUUGUCGACGUCAAAGAUGAACCAAGGCUCUGUCUUGGUCUUCCGGGCCUAAUUUGCAUGGAUGCUGCGUACAUGGCCCCAGAAACGAGGGAGCACAAGGAGGUGACAAGUAAGAGUGACAUCUAUGGUUAUGGAAUCUUUCUCCUUCAUCUCCUCACCGGUAAAAGUCCAUCCGGUAAUGAGGACAUAGAAUCUGGAGUCGACGGAAGUUUUGUCAAUUGGGCAAGAUGUUCAUAUACCGAUUGCCAUAUCGAUAAAUGGAUAGACUCAUCCAUCGACACGUCAGUACAUCAUCACGAGAUUGUCUAUGUCAUGAACUUAGCUCUCAAAUGUACCGCCAUUGAUCCACAAGAGAGGCCUUGCAUCAAGAAUGUGUUGAAAGCAUUAGAGUCUACCUUUACUUCAACUUCUUUUUGUACUACUUAUUUUCCCAAGAUAUUAUCGUUGGCCUGA